Molecule: messenger RNA, 1221 nt
Organism: Symbiodinium sp. CCMP2592
Lineage: Eukaryota; Dinophyceae; Suessiales; Symbiodiniaceae
Source: the annotation of a GenBank genome assembly
AUGACGGCAAAGCACGAGCAGAUGACUGCGGCUGAUGAGGAGCGCGCUCAGACGCAGCAGGCAAUCAAGGAUUCUCGGGAGACCAUGGGUGAGGACAUUGCGUUCGCCAAGGACGUGAAGGAGAAGUGCGCCAAGAAGGGCAAGGAGUGGGAGAAGCGCCAGAAGACCCGCGCCGACGAGACUCAGUCCGUAGCCAAGGCGAUCGAAGUUCUGAGCGACGAUGCCUCCCAUGAGGUCUUCGGCAAGACCUUCUCUUUUCUCCAGGUCGGCACCCGGGAUGCCAAUGCACGUGCCACGCGUGCCGCAGAGACUCUGACCACUGUUGGUAAGAAGUUGGACCAGCGCCUGGUGACCCUCGGACUCGAGGCGAAGAUCGACGGCUUCAGCAAGGUCCAGGGCAAGAUUGACACUCUCAUCGCUAACUUAAAGAAAGAGCAGGCUGAUGAGGUCGAGAAGAAGGACUACUGCAUCGCUCAGUUUCAGAAGAACAAGUUGACGACCGACAAGAAGACCAGCAUUGCAAAGAAGCUGGGCGCCAAAGCCGAGGAGCAAAAGAUGAAGAUGCAGAAGGCAUCCGAAGCCAUGGAUGCCCUGAAGAGCGACAUUGAGGAGCUCAAGAAGCAACAGACCCUGGUGUCGCAGAAUCGGGAGAAGGAGAACGCCGAAUUCCAGAAGGUCGUCAAGGAGCAGCGGCUGACCCAAGACCUGCUGAAGAAGGCGCUGGAUAGCCUCGCAGCUUUCUACAACAAGGCUGGGGCCGAAACCGGCUCUUUCCUGCAGAAGGCCAAGGCGAAUCCAGAGGAGCCGGAGACCUUCCGAAGCUACCAAAAGAGCUCCAGCAGCAACGGCGUCAUGCUGAUGCUGCAGCAGCUCGUGGCUGACGCCAAGGAGAUGGAGACCGAGGCGACAGCGGCAGAAGCCGAGUCCCAAGCGGACUACGAGGCCUUUACCAAGGACAUGACUGCCGACCUCGAGAAGAAGACCAAGACCAUUGCAGACAAGGCCGACUUCUCGGCCAAGUCUGAGGAGGAAUUCCUAGAGGCGAAGCAGUCGAAGAAAGGCGUGGAGAAGGAGCUCGAUACCUUGGCCGGCACGAAGCUCGAUCUCCACGAAAGCUGCGACUGGGCGAUGCAGAAUUUCGAUGCGCGGCAGAAGGCCAGGGUCGAGGAGAUGGAUGCCCUGAACACCGCCAAAGCCUACCUGUCCGGGGCGAAGCUGUAG